Molecule: messenger RNA, 1802 nt
Organism: Bemisia tabaci
Lineage: Eukaryota; Metazoa; Arthropoda; Insecta; Hemiptera; Aleyrodidae
Source: RefSeq, a predicted model, not a curated record
UCCUCUCUCCCAAGUAUCAAUCACGAACUUGAUCUACGAAUGUGUGCGAUUUCGUUAUUUUUCUUGUUAAAUUUAUCGCUCCCUCGUGCACUGAAUUCAAGAUAAUGAAGCGGAUACUCAGGACUUUAAACAACUAAAAGUUCAUCAUGUUAUUAACGCUCGUUUAAAGGAAUGUGUUUUAGCGGGCCACGCCGGAAUGCUAUUCGUGCGGUAAAAGGUUCUUUCUAUUCUUCCGUGAUAAGUACAAACUUUUCUCAAUUUUCUGUAAGGUACUUGUCACCUCUAGCUCUCGAAAAUUUAGUGCAUACUCAUUAGGAUCGUCUAAAUGCCUGCACCCUAAGUGUGAAUCAACACCGUUCAUAAGCCAUGUCGCUGGUACCUGUCAACAAGCGAAGAGACACUAUUGACAGUGCAACGUUCAAUUGUGAAAGAUGUCUUCGUAGCAACAAGACCAACACUGUCAAGCAAUAUUAUGUGAACUUGAACACAACAGUUAGCAUGUGCACCAUUUGCAAGGGCUCAUACUUAAAGGAAAAUGAAGUCAUUGUCAAUCAGUCUGUUCAAAGAUCAGUGUCUCUUCAGAGCUUUCAAAAAUCAUCAAUUCUACCUUUUCUCCUAAAAGAAGCACCUGACAAAAAUUUCACGGAACAGGAAGCCAAGGAAAUAUUAGAUUCAGCCUUUCAAAGCUACAAACGAUCACGAAUGCGAGAAGAUGCCAAGCUGAAUGACUUCUUUGCCCUCGUGAGUCAACUCCUCCCCAGUCAUGCAAGUCACUUCCCCACCCAUAACCCAGGCACUGUAGCAACAGUGGAGGCUAAUGAAUUGAAAAACAAUGACAAAGAGGAUGUUUUCUACUUUAGUAAUGGCUCAUUGUUGCCUAAAGCUGAAGUAACAGAUGAUGACAUUGAGGCAGCAAUAACUGCCCUAUCCUGCAACAACCGUAACUCACCACAAAUAAAUUAUGAUGACCUUCGAGAUAUUGAUUCAUUCCUAGAAUAUUCAGCGAAACUCGAAGAAACGCUGCCUAUUUUAGGUGGUGAACACCUUGAUUCACCCAUUUACCUGAAUAAAAUUGACCAAGCUCUCAGUGACAUAAACAAUACUAAUAAUGCUAUUAAGAUCAGUGUCAAUAUGGAGGAAUUGCAAAAACGUUUGGCACCUCCAGUAGCAGAAACUCCCAGCAAGAUAGAUGAACACAGAGUGAAAAAAGUGGGAAGAUUCCUAGCCAAAACUAGCGUCCGACCACGUGACUUGCUCCAUAAAGCUCAUGGGCUGCACGUAUGGAAAGAAGGAAACGGGAAAUUGCCUCUCUCGAAAUUGAGUAAGAGCCUCGGUAAAAUAACUUCGGCUGCCAAAAAUGAAAUUGUCAGCAGUCUGAAGGUUAAACCAGACAUUUCCUCUGCUUCAAAUAAGGGUAAGAAAAAGGGUAAGCGUGGAAGUAAAGAUGCUAGUGGUUUCUCGUGGCCACAUGAUUUUGACCAAGACUUUACGUCGCAGCCAAAUGAUGAACCUAAUGCAGAAAACUGGAAGAUGUUCAAAGGAUUUGAAUUCACGGAAUUCAAAACUGAAGCCCUUGCGAAUCAAUGCAGGAGCAGAGGAAAACCAAAGAAAAAGAUUGACCCCAAAAGGAAAAGUGCUACAAUGAUUCUUUAUGAAAAGCUCAAGGAAAGGAAUAAGGUGUCCUAGCAUUUUAUGGUGCAUGACUUAUUCACCACCUCAGGGAAAAAACUGAUCUCUUUUUUUUUUAUUUCUUAGACUAAUUUUUGUUAAAUUUUUAAUAAACCGUUUUACUUUGUCAUAUA